UUGGACAGGCGCGGUCAUGUGACCUCACAGCUGAUUUACUAGCGUUAGUGGCUUCCAGGCUUCCCUGUCACUUCGCAGGAUCAUGAACCCGCUCCUUCUCGACGCGUUUCGCUUUAUCGCAACCUGCUGAUAUUUCGCCGGUGUAUGUGUGUUUCCGCCGCUCCCGGCUAUUCGCGCUGACCAAAAAUAUUAAAAAGAGAGGAGAAAACAUGGCUCAGUCGGCGCACUUUAACGUCCUCGAUCUCAACAUGUCGAUCAGAGUGGAGCACGACAGACGGCGGCGGCAGUUUACAGUUAGCCUAAACGGCUCUCACGAUCGAGCUGUACUGUUGUAUGAGUACGUUGGGAAGAGGACUGUGGACCUGCAGCACACAGAAGUACCAGAUGCCUAUAGAGGGAGAGGCAUUGCUAAGCACUUGGCAAAGGCUGCCAUGGAUUUCGUGGUGGAAGAGGGACUGAAGGCCCACCUAACAUGUUGGUACAUCCAGAAGUACGUCAAGGAAAACCCUCAGCCUCAGUAUCUGGAGUGCAUCCUUCACUGAUCUCCAGGAGAAGAGGAGGAGCUACCAGCAUUUCCAGGGUUGGGGGUUCCUUCAUUAGCACGUCGCACACUUCACGAUCCAGAGAUUGUUCACACCAGCCGAACGCAGACUCUUAAUUUUUUUUUCCUUUUUUUAUGAGAACUUUCAGCUGAUGGAGACCGAAGUGAAAGCCUUGAGUACAAUGUACCUGUUCCAGUAAGCAAAGUGAACAUUUAUUCGACCUGCCGUGGGCUAAUUUUUCCUGCUAGCAAUACAAGAUGGACGAUCGAGUCUGCUGUCACGCUCGCCAAGGUUCUAACGUUUAGAGCUAGGUGCUGUUACAGCUGCAGAUGUGCAUCGCAGGUUUUGAGAAGGUCAGCUCAGGAUGCCUUUAAGGGGCAAGGUGCUGCUGAGCAAAGGCACAGGCGUCAGAGACGAGGCAGUGACUGACGUAAGACACUCAUACCCAAUAAAGUAGCGUGAGGGAAGUUGGCUUGAGUAUGAAAAUCGGAUUUCACUAAUGUCAGCUUGGCCGUAGAAGCGCGAGCAAGCUGCUUUCACCAGUUCGUUUUUCGAGCGGUAGGCUGUACAUGUGUGCAAGGCCUGCGUGCUGACAGAUGGUUAUGAACACUCUUUAUUUUCAUGGCUGGAAAAGCUCACAAUGCAGUGAAACCACAGACAUGCUGUUCCCCCCCCCCCCCCGCCCCCAUCACACAGGACCUUUGGCACCUGGUUAACCUUACUCAGGAAAGAGGAGGACAUUUGCACUGAAACAUCAAUGGGGAAAAAAACCUUUAAUUCUUUGCGUCAAGUCUUUUUUUAAUUUCAGUACUAAUAAAUACUUUUUAAAAGCUGGA
Molecule: messenger RNA, 1378 nt
Organism: Paramormyrops kingsleyae
Lineage: Eukaryota; Metazoa; Chordata; Actinopteri; Osteoglossiformes; Mormyridae
Gene: natd1
Product: protein NATD1
Source: RefSeq, a predicted model, not a curated record